AUGCCAAAAAACUUUGUAGUGGUUGAGAUAAGAAGCUUUACUAAGGUGGAAGAUCUUGUUAAGAUUGAUGUUAAAACAAAGAAUUUGGUUAAAAUAAAAGGUUUUAUUAGUGCAAAAAAUCUUGAAGAAGAAGGUAUUCUUGAAAAGAAAAAUAUAGUUAAGAUAGGAGGUCUUAAAAGUUUUGUUGAGGCAGAAGAUCUUAAAAGUCUUGUUAAA
Messenger RNA from Cetraspora pellucida, 216 nucleotides. Lineage: Eukaryota; Fungi; Glomeromycota; Glomeromycetes; Diversisporales; Gigasporaceae. The record is from the annotation of a GenBank genome assembly.